CCGGCGGCCAAUGAGCGCGCGGGAGGCGGGGCGGGGCCGGGAGACGCCGCCGCCAUUUUGUGAGCAGCGCGCGGCGGACGGGGCAGGCAGGUCGCGAUGGUGAAGCUGUUCAUCGGGAACCUGCCGCGGGAGGCGACGGAGCAGGAGAUCCGCUCCCUGUUCGAGCAGUACGGGAAGGUGCUGGAGUGCGACAUCAUCAAGAACUACGGCUUCGUGCACAUCGAGGACAAGACGGCGGCCGAGGACGCCAUCCGCAACCUGCACCACCACAAGCUGCAUGGCGUCUGCAUCAACGUGGAGGCCAGCAAGAACAAGAGCAAGGCCUCCACCAAGCUGCACGUGGGCAACAUCAGCCCCGCCUGCACCAACCUAGAGCUGCGCGCCAAGUUCGAGGAGUACGGCCCCGUCAUCGAAUGUGACAUCGUCAAGGACUACGCCUUUGUGCACAUGGAGCGGGCCGAGGAUGCCGUGGAGGCCAUCCGGGGGCUGGACAACACCGAGUUCCAAGGCAAGCGGAUGCGCGUGCAGCUGUCCACCAGCCGGCUGCGGACGGCGCCCGGGAUGGGAGACAAGAGCGGCUGCUACCGCUGCGGGAAGGAGGGGCACUGGUCUAAGGAGUGCCCGGUCGAUCGCCCGGGGCAAGUGGCGGACUUUGCCGAGGCCUAUAACGAGCAGUACGGAGCCGUGCGCACUCCCUACACCGCGGGCUAUGGGGAGACCGUGUAUUACGAUGAGGCCUACGGCGGGAUGGCCGACUACUACAAGCGCUACCGCGUCCGCUCCUACGCCACGGCCUCGGCGUACGACGCCUACGCGGAGCAGACCAUGGCCCAGUACUCCCAGUACGCCCAGUACUCCCAGGUCCAGUCCUCGGCCAUGGCCGCCACCACGGCCAUGGCCGGCCGCAUCCCCACCACCUUAGACGCGUACGACCGAGCGCUGCUGCCCACCCCGGGCGCGGCGGCCGCCGUCGCCGCCGCCGCCGCCACCGCCGCGGCCGCCGCCGCGUCCUCCACGUAUUACACCCGGGACAGGAGCCCCCUGCGCCGCACGGCCGCCGCGGCCAGCACCGUCGGAGAGGCGUACACGUACGAGCGUGGGCAGCUGUCGCCCGUCUCCUCGGUGGCCCGGGCGUCCCUCUACGACAUGCAGCGCUUCGGGCGGGACCCGUACGCGGACCGGGCGCGAUACUCCGCCUUUUGAGCCGGAGGUAAGAUUUGUGCGGCUGGACGUCGGGGUCCCGUCGCACGCCGACUCGGCGCCGCGCGUCUCGGGCCGCGCCGGGUGCCACCGCCGCCGCGUGCCGCUCCCGGGCCCGUUCCUUAAGGAGACGCGGCUCGUCCUCAGCCCGGGCAGGAUUAGCUCAGCCCCUCCCCCAGCUUCCCCCGCCCCCCUGGGCAGGAUUUUGCUUUUCCAGGUAGUUUUGGGUCCCCACCCCGGGCUCAGGUGUGAGCGCGCAGCCGCAGCCGUCCCCCAGCGCCAGCUUUGCUUUGCUUCGCCGCCCCCUCGCUCCCCCGGAGCUCUUCCCGAGUCGUCGUUUUGCCUUUUUUUUUUUUCCUUUAUUUUUUAAGAGGGUGGAUAAUCCAGUGGUAGGUUUUUAGCCCAACGCUGUAGCUGACCGGAGGCCGCCGCGCCGCGCCGGCGGGGGUGGAACCCCCCGAGUGAUUUAGAGUCCCCCGACCCCACUUUCCGGUAAAAUAAAACUCAAAAUUUUUAACAAAC
Serinus canaria (Common canary) is the source of this 1722-nucleotide messenger RNA. Its product is annotated as RNA-binding protein 4B. The record is from RefSeq and is a predicted model, not a curated record. The transcript is spliced from 4 exons. Gene Ontology annotation, cellular component: cytosol; nuclear speck. NCBI's taxonomy places the organism in Eukaryota, Metazoa, Chordata, Aves, Passeriformes, Fringillidae. Gene Ontology annotation, molecular function: zinc ion binding; mRNA binding. The coding region runs from base 97 to 1203 and encodes 368 amino acids. Gene Ontology annotation, biological process: mRNA splicing, via spliceosome.